UCUCAUUGAUGACCCAGAUGUGCAUAAACCUCGUGAAUGAACGAUAUCUUGCAUUCAAACCCUGGAAUCUCUGAGGAGAGAACAGAAAUCAACAAAGCAGGACAAGCAAGAUAGCGCAGCCUGCUGUUACCAUGAGGGUCUUUUUGGCUUCGAUUUUUGUGCUUAUCCUCCCCAUCAUUCGGGCUCAGGUUCCCCACUGGGGUCCGUGUCCAGAGCCAGAUGUCCAGCCUGCCUUCAUCCUUAAACAGUUCAUGGGGAGAUGGUUCGAAGUUGCCAAGCUGCCGGCCCAGUUUGAGAAGGGCCGCUGCAUCGAGACCAAUUUCACUCAGACAGGCAACUCCAUUCGAGUGGUCAGCUCGGAGAUACUAAAAGGAGAAGUGAGGAAAAUCCAAGGGACCGGCGUGAUAGAGGAUCCAAGGAAUCCAGCCAAACUGGGAAUAAGUUAUUCCUACGUCCUCCCUUACUCCCCUUACUGGAUUCUGUCCACUGACUACGUCAACUUUGCCCUGGUGUACUCCUGCACUGACGUCCUCAGGCUCUUCCACGUGGACUUCGCCUGGAUCCUGGGUCGCACCCGCAGCCUGCCGGACGCCACCCUGGAGAAGGCCAGGGAGACCUUCUCCAACAACAACAUCGACGUGACCAGGAUGAUUCCCAGCAGGCAGCAGGGCUGCGACAAAACCCUCUGAGGCUGCGGCGGAAAAGCAACACAAGAUGGCGCUGUUGCUGGUAGAAGAACAGAGAUGAUUGCAGAUCCUCUCCUCACUUUGUUUCUACAGAGAAGAGUUUGGAUAUUGUACUGCAGUUGUAAUAAAGUGUUUAAGCUGAGCUGAGUAUGUUUGUGGAAAUGACUGUUUGCCUGCAGAUUAAAGUACAUGAAAAAGCC
Messenger RNA from Fundulus heteroclitus (mummichog), 886 nucleotides. It is a transcript of the gene apoda.1, whose product is annotated as apolipoprotein Da, duplicate 1. NCBI's taxonomy places the organism in Eukaryota, Metazoa, Chordata, Actinopteri, Cyprinodontiformes, Fundulidae. The transcript is spliced from 5 exons. Bases 132 to 689 code for a protein of 185 amino acids. Gene Ontology annotation, biological process: lipid transport; tissue regeneration; brain development. Gene Ontology annotation, molecular function: lipid binding. The record is from RefSeq and is a predicted model, not a curated record.